AAACUCUUUUGGUGUCAGUGUGCACAAUAGUGAAGAGGUGAUGAAGGAAAUGACCACAAUGCUUAAGACAGGAAAAUCUGUUGGAAGAUCUGAGCCUGAAGGCUGUAGCAGUGUAACAACAGACAGAAACCAGCCUGGGUUUGUGGGUCUUGCACAAAGCAGUGGAAGCAGUGAAGUCAGCACUGGAACAACUUCGGAAUCAGGGAAUCCUUCUUCCUCAGAGCCCCCAGACAGUGUCACUGAUGCCCCAGGAGGGUUCCAGAGCACCCUGUCUAAUGCUGGUGUAGCUGGAAGCAAGGCAGGAGGCACCCGAGGGAGUGAAGACAGCAGCAGUGGAGAUUCCCUCGCUGCCCAUGUCAGGAGCCUCCUGAUGAGGAAUCCUCCUUCCUCGGAGCCUUUAGGCAGCAGCACCAAUGUCCCAGGAGGCUUCCAGAGCACGUUGUCCAGUGCUGGUACAGCUGGAAGCAAGGCAGGAGGCAUGAGAGCGAGUGACAACAGCAGCAGUGGAGAUUCCCUAGCUGCCCAUGUCAAAAAGCUCCUGAGGAAUGGAUCACCUCUGACACAAACUGUGAUGAGUGCAGAUGAAGAGGAGCGGAAAGCACGAGCCUGGGUGAAGCUAAAACUGGCCAGUCGCUCCCAGGAGUCUGUGGCAGACCUGAACCAAGAGGAUCAGCAAAGGAUCCAGGAAAUAAAGGCAGAGCUGCUUCGGAGUGCCAGGAAAUCUGCACGUGCCAAGGCUCCAUGGGUCUGUGGUUUGGAAGCUGCUUCUGAGUACAGUCCUAAUGGGGAACAGGACAUUGAGCGUUUCAAAGUUCCAAGUGACAGAAGAUUUCAGACUGACAAGCACAGACAAUCCAUCAGGACUGAGGAGCUUUUAGAGUCAAGCUUGCUGCAAGCUGUGCCAUUGCAUCAAGCUGAUCCUUCUGAUUGUUGCCUGCUGAAGGAUACACACAUUAAAUCCUUGAGGAUUGUUCAAACACCUGUCUUCAACCAACAUCAAACAGGUCCAAGUGGUCAUUCUGGUGCUGCUGCUGAGCUUCACCCACCAUUGCAGAUUGACACGUGUGCAAUGAGGUCUGCAGCUGCUUUUGAUGCACAAACAGAAGCCCAUUUGCUGUCUCAGAAGAAGCUGUCAAUGGAAAAGUGUUCUGAAGAUCUGGCCAAGCAAAUCACUUCUAUCACCUUUUCAUCCCGAAAACGUUUGCACUCACCAUUGACUUCCAUGGCACUCAGCAGCAGCUUUACUAGAGAUGGUUUUGAUGGGGUAAUGCCUUUGGAGGUUGACUCUGCUGGCACUGAGGAGCACAGCCAUGAGAAACAACACUGGGAGAGAUCAAAGAGCUCUCCUCCAAGCCCAAUGCUUGCUGGCUCAGUGUCUAGUAAGACUGCUUAUACUGCUGAGAAAGACAGGAUUCCUCAUGUCUCUGCUGACAGUAACAGUGUUGGAGCUCCUCAAGAGACAGACUGGUUGUCAGAUCAGGAUUCAGAAAGCAUCCAUAUUGAUAAAAGACAGACCCUUAGUGCAAGGAAUUCUGAUGUUCUGCCUCAAGAUGUGAUUGACUCAGGCAGGCAAAGUUCCAGACUCCUUGGGCUUGGCUAUGAGAGGAGAUAUGGUCAAGAAAUGAAUAGAUUUAGUGAACCAUGUUCCAUAAGCUCUUACCAGGAGGAGAAAAGCAGCCCAGCUGGCCAUGUCCAGUUCUAUGAGAGCUUAAAAGGUUCAGGUCCAGCUCUACAAGCUGAUCUGAUGAAGGGCCGUGUUAAACUGUCAGCAGAAGAGAAGAGAAGUCCUUCUGAUAAAGUACCCCUCAUUCAGAAAGUGAGAGACCCAGUCGAUGCAUCUCACCACUCAUCUACAGGUGAGAUUAUAUCCACCACAUCUGUAUCUCCUUCCUCACCAACCAAGAAAGUAUUGUCUUGUGUCCACAUAACUCUUUCCUCAAAGUGUAAUAACUUGGAGCUGCAAAGGGAUGUAAAUACUGAAAAUGAGAUAAGAGUAUGGGAUAAACCUGAAGUUAAGACUCAACAAUUGUCUUUUAAAGCUCCAGAAGCUUCAGUAGAAGCUGUUUCUAAAUUGUCAUCUGCUGAUCAAAUAUCUUCAUCUUUCCCCAUGCCUGUGUCUUCAGCAGAUCCCUGCCUCAUCCUCCCCUCUGUCACCAGCACAGCAGGGCAAGAGCUGCCUCCACAGGGCAGUGAGAGACCACAGGUCACUGUUCCAGGUUCAGGGCAAUGUCAUCUGAAGAAUACCUUCAACUCUGUAGCUCCUGCAAGCACUGUGAAAAGCACUUGUGAUGCUGCCACUCAGAUAACAACAGAGAGUCCUGUAAAAACCACCUUUUCAGCAGAGAUUUAUGUUAAUUCACAAGACAGUGGAAAUGAUGUUCACCAACCACCUCUCCAGAAAGAACAUGAGCUUCCCAACAACGCAGCUUCAUCUCUUGACAAGGUGUCCUCUUUUGCAAAGCAGGGUGAUCAGCCCUUAUUGCUGCCAUAUAAACCUUCUGGAAGCACUGGGAUGUAUUACGUUCCUUAUCUAAAGGCAGUAUCCAAAAUGUCUCCAGUUGGAUCAGAAACCAGCAUGGAGAGUUCUCACUCAGGUUCAAAUGAUGCUCUUCCUCCAAGAUUUCAGGCAUGUGUGCUUGGUUUAAAGGAUGAUAAUCCUGACACUAUGGAUCUCAAUCAUCAAGGAAGAAUCUACAGUAAGAGGGCCAAGCCCAAGCUGGCCUGGGCUGAGGACCAAAUGAUGUCACCAGAUGAUCCCCCAGAGCACACAGAGCCUGUGAAAACCACUCAUUCAGCCUCCAAAUCUGCACGGUUCUACCUUCACCAUCCAGUGCCCGCCUGUGAGAGCUACAUCCUGUCUAACAGUGAGCUGUCAGAAGCCAGUUCUGGUGCUGGACCUGCCAGACCUUCCUCAAGUGCUGUCCUGCAGAAGAGGAGGAAACCACAUGGUCAUCACGGUGGUUUCUCUGCUCGUCAUAAAAAAGAUGGUGAACGUGAAUUCUUUCCACUCACUGCAGAAGCAGAUAACAGCAGGAAUGAGGAUCUAGACAUUAGCACAUCUUUGGGGAAUGAGACAUCAUGGAGGGAGCUCCUUCACCGCACUAGAAGAGAAGCAGAGCAAAAAGCAGCUAGAACUUACCCUUUGCCACAUAGCCAAACAACUCACCUCAAUGAGGAUAGGGAGAAAGACCUGGCACAGAGACAGAGAACCCAUUCCAAUGGUAGCUUAGAUGAACUCUGGGUUAAGUUUUUGGAGUGCCAGAAGAGACAUCAGCACCAUAGUUCUAGGAGUAAUGGUGAGCUGACCUUGGUGGAACGCCUGGAUCGACUGGCCAGGGUCCUUCAGAAUCCCCUCAAGCACACACUGAUACCAGCAACAUCCAACAAGAGUGUUUCUGAGAAGAGAAUGAAGGGAAGAGAGCAGGAGAAAAGAAGAGUGGUGGAAAAAAGCAUGUCUGAAAGUACCUCAGAGCCUGAUGCAACACAUGUUGAAGGAAGACCACGCAUCACCCAUGACAAAAAUAGCUUUGUUGAGCUGAGGAAAAACAGGUCAGGAGAGAAAAUCAUCUGCCACAUGAAGAACGCUUUGGAGCAGCAGUACUUGGAAACUCCAAGUGACACCUCCUCAGAAGCAAGGCUUAGUGGAGAUCAUGGCACCACGAUCACUUCCACCACCUCAGAGGCAGAUACAGUGACCCAAACAGAGAUGGAGACUGUCACUCAGACUGAGGUGAGCAGCUCCAUUUCCACCAUCGAUACCGCCAGGCUGAUCAGGGCUUUUGGCCAUGAAAGAGUUGAGGUGUCCCCAAGGCUCUCCCAGCUUUAUCAUACCAUCAACCACCAGAGAAGUCGCUCUGAGAAGUGGGACAAGGGCAAAGCAGUGGGUGUGGAGUAUCCAAAGGUGACUUCUGAGAGGCACAAGAAGAGGAAAGAGAUCCAGACUGCCAUCUCCCUUUCAUCAGAUUCAACUUCUAUAAGCAGCACGUGGGGACCCAGCGCUGCUCUUAGUAACAAGCGGCGGAUACGGAUGCUCAACAAAGGUAUCCAAGCAGGGGACUUGGAGAUCAUCAGCAGCGCAACGAAGAAGAACACUCGCGAUGUUGGGGUGACUUUUCCUACCCCGAGAUCAAACCAGCCCAAAGAACAGCCGCAGGAACCCUGGCGCUGUGCUGAUGGUAAUUUGGGAGAGUCAGAUGGUGUGGUCACAGCUCAGCAGGCAGCAGGAAGCAAGGGGAAGCAGAAGGGAGAGCCAGGCAAUGUUUUCCUGGAGAAAAGGACAAAAAGGAGCAGGCAGCAUUUACCACAAGGGAUUUCAUGGUUUGUCCAGGCAGGAGACUUGAAAUCUGACUCUAGGAAAGAAAACUAUUCCAAUCACUUUGCUGGUCCUGGUCCAUCCUGGUUUGAGCCAUUCACCAGCACAAAGCCUUGGAGAGAGCCUCUCCGUGAGAAGAACUGGCAAGAGCAACAGCAGAGCAAUGUGGUUCAGGCAGGAAUUCCAGGAGGAGACCCUCAGAACAGGUCCACAUGGCCCUAUGUGAAGCUUACUCUGCAGGAGGCUCUUGCAGUGCAUCGCCCCGACUUCAUCUCCCGGUCUGGAGAGCGUGUGAAGCAUCUGAAGCUGGUCAUGGAGGAGAGGAAGAUACAGAGCGUGCUGCAGUCCCAACGGGAGGAGCUGUUUAACCCUCCAGAGAAAAGAAGGGGCUACAGGCAUGCAAGUGACCUGCUGGCUGACAGAGGUAUCCUCAUUAGAGAAAAGAGAAGAACAAUUCCAAGGAGUGAAAUGGUUCAGAGAUCUAAAAGGAUCUAUGAGCAGCUGCCAGAGGUGCAGAAGAAGCGAGAGGAAGAGAAGAGGAAAAUGGAAUACAGCUCCUAUCGCCUGAAGGCCCAGCUUUACAAAACAAAGAUCACCAACCGUGUCUUGGGGAGGAAGGUGCCUUGGAACUGAUAAAGAUCUCUUCAAAUGAAGUUAUCUGCUGCUUGGUAACCUUGCAGCAGGCAGGAGAUUGUGAUGUGCCAGAAACAAAGCAGUGUGCAGAGGAUGCUGUGUGGUAUUCAGUGGCAGUGUUUUUGUACUAAUAUAAUCUCUCUGUAUUUAAGAAUCAGUGAUUUGCUGUGAAUGGCAGGUUUUAAAAUAAAGGACUGUUUUUAUAGUGAUGUGCACUUCGGAAAUGAGCACAGUUUGAAACUGCUCGGCUCACAAUGUGUUUAGAACUGAUUGUAAAGCAGUUUUAUAUAUAUUUAUUUCAAAUUGGUUUUCACAAUUUUGUAGGGUUUUUAUUUCCUCUCUCAAUGUAGAAAACACACUUGUAAUGUUUUGUACUGAAAAGCCCCUUAAAUAAACGACAGAGGAUCUAUU
Molecule: messenger RNA, 5356 nt
Organism: Melopsittacus undulatus (budgerigar)
Lineage: Eukaryota; Metazoa; Chordata; Aves; Psittaciformes; Psittaculidae
Gene: ALMS1
Product: ALMS1 centrosome and basal body associated protein
Exons: 13
Coding region: 41-4945 (1634 amino acids)
Molecular function (GO): microtubule binding
Source: RefSeq, a predicted model, not a curated record